This is a messenger RNA of Pisolithus orientalis, 1081 nucleotides long. RefSeq lists its product as uncharacterized. The record is from RefSeq and is a predicted model, not a curated record. The transcript is spliced from 3 exons. Lineage: Eukaryota; Fungi; Basidiomycota; Agaricomycetes; Boletales; Pisolithaceae. The coding region runs from base 66 to 965 and encodes 299 amino acids.
CCCUCAUUAGCCGGAACGUGUACUAAACUUUUUUUUAUUAGACUUUUUGCUAAACAAUCGAAACGAUGAGCCUUCGUAGGAGAAGUACGACUCAUGAUCUCGCAGCGCUCCGUCUUCACCCAGACGGCUCACGCGUGCAGCAAGCCUCCGUCAGUUCGCGACCACGGACCUCGAAAUACACCAUUGUGGAUUCGAGAGGAAACCGGAUCGCGCGCGACGCCGGCGGGAGGAAUUCGGUCAAAAGGCGCAGAACCGUCGACGUAGUGGUGGAUGGGCAGGAGCGGGAGACAAUUAAGCUAUCGCCGGAGGAUGAUGGCGACGACGGAGAUGUGUUUGUGCGUAGGAGACACAGACGGACACAGAGCAAGGGGAAGGGAAAGCAACGGGCCGAUGAGAGCGAGAACCGGGAGGACGACAAGGAGAGUGACCCUGAGCAGCUGGAUGCAAGGAUGAAGAGGCGGAUUUCUUUCUUGCGAGACUUCAGUUUCUUAGAUCCACCUGAAGUCACCAUUGGGCGAUCAUUCGAGUCCAAGGAGCCCUCCGAUACUACUGGGAUAUCAUUCUCUCCACCCGCACCGGAGUUGCUAAAGAGCAUCCAUCACUUCGCAGCCUGCUACUAUCGCGAGAGGGGACAGCUUUUUGACCGCAGUACUGCAUCUCGUACGAGGAACAGAAAGAAACACAACAUCUACAUGAUGGCUGCUGACAAGAUGAGAAUGUCAGAGACAGACAAUGAGAUGUGGGAAGAUCGGGACGAUAACGAAAGUGCAGAAGGCGGUGGCAGCGAUGGUGAAGGUAAUGGCAAAGACAAUGCUCGGGUUGCCUCCUCGCACGACCCAGAUGUCAAGGACAUGUACAAGGCAUUCGAUGGAUCUGCGCUCAUGGCGAUAGGCAUCCUGAUGCAAGAGCAAAUUGCACACAUACUUACUUCAUCGUCAAGGGUACGACAGGGACCCCAAGGAUAGUCUUAGCGAGCCCGAUGACUCGCAAUACAUAUUACAUUAGAUGCCAGAUGUCGGAGCUACUACCAGUCCUCAUAAACAACUUCGGGUGGGACACAGACAUUGACGUGCAAAUGGUA